Messenger RNA from Venturia canescens, 2825 nucleotides. RefSeq names its product elongation of very long chain fatty acids protein AAEL008004-like. The transcript has 5 exons. The record is from RefSeq and is a predicted model, not a curated record. NCBI's taxonomy places the organism in Eukaryota, Metazoa, Arthropoda, Insecta, Hymenoptera, Ichneumonidae. Gene Ontology annotation, biological process: fatty acid elongation, polyunsaturated fatty acid; very long-chain fatty acid biosynthetic process; sphingolipid biosynthetic process. Gene Ontology annotation, molecular function: fatty acid elongase activity. Bases 1077 to 1982 code for a protein of 301 amino acids. Gene Ontology annotation, cellular component: endoplasmic reticulum membrane.
CGAUCAUCCGGGCCCCACUUGCGGAAAGCCAAUACUUAAAGCCACGAGUAUCACGACUCUUCUGACUAUUCCUCCAGCAGCAUCGGUCAGUGGACCCCGGAUAAGUGUCUCUCAUACGAGAACACGGGAUCAGAGCAAGGAUAGUCCAAAAAAAUCGUCCGGUUUUUUUCACGAAAUAUCCUCAGAAUAAACUCCUCUUGAACAAUUUAAUCAAUGAUGAAUUAAUCAAUUAGAAAAAAUAAAAAUCGUGAAGUGAAAACCAAAGGUUUAUACACGAAGGCGUUGAAAACUCGGUAUUUUCCAUCGUAGUUCCGAUAAAGAACAAACUCAUUUGUGUUAUCCGCGCACGUUACCACGAAUUCGUGAUAUUCGCUCGACGCAACAAGAUUACAGUUCACGCUUAAGGACCAAUGUACAGGAAGAUCGAAGUCGAUUAAAGUGACCCAAUUUCCCUGAGUGCGUCGUAGGAAACGCGCACCUUCGGCAAUAUCAUGACCACGUUUUGGCGGUUAAUCCACCCGGGUGUGUGAUCCACGAGAAAAACCUAUUUAAAUCUAAACACGUGGCAGCCAUAAUAAAAUUUUCCCACGUGAACGGAUGAAGAAUGAAUAUGCCCACAUCGACAAAUCUUUGUCGAUGGUUCAAUAAGAAAUCAAAUAAAAACCAAUAAGAAGGAAGGAGUUGUAGAAAAAGGAGGUUGAAAGUGAUGUCCCGUUGGCUGAUCGUCGUGCUCGACGAUUCAAACGAAUGAUACGUCGCGAAAAAAGAAGAAUACCCAAGGAGAGAAAAAAACGGCCACAACGCUUGUUUCUGAGGAAUCUCACGGCGGCGACCAAGACCAUCAUCGGGCACGAGAUACACCACACGAUGAAGUCUUUCAAAGUGGAACUUUGAGAGAAAGGUGACGGAAAAGAGAGACCGCCCGGGGGAGCCGCGUGCGUACGAUUUGAAGAGAAUUCUCCUGCCACUGAAAGAAGACUCUUUCGUCGUGGUCGUUUUCUCCACCUCAGAAGUGCCCAUUUGUCCGUUUUCAAUUGCUACGCGAUCUUGAACUGCCCAUCAACAAGUACGAUAUAAUGACGUCGGCAGCUGCAGAAUUGGUGGUUGCACGAAAACCGGAGCUAUUACUCGAGCUCCAAGAUUCGAACAGGACAUUCGUCGGUGCAGAAGGUCUAGUUCGUAUGGCACUUGACCAAUAUACUGAAAUACUCGCGACAGCUUCCGACCCACGUGUCAGCGAUUGGCCUCUCAUGGAUUCGCCAGUACCGGUCAUUUUCAUCGUCGCUCUUUACCUGUACACCGUUACGCUUCUCGGGCCCAGAGUAAUGGUGAAUCAAAAACCAUUUCAUCUAAGGAGUAUCCUCGUGGCUUACAAUGCCCUUCAAGUACUAUUCUCAUUGGGGAUGCUCUACGAGCAUCUCAUGUCCGGCUGGUUGCUCGAUUACAGCUACAAAUGUCAGCCUGUCGACUACACGCACAACCCAAGUGCCAUGAGGAUGGCCAAUCUAUGCUGGUGGUACUUUAUCAGCAAAUUUACAGAAUUUGCUGACACGAUAUUCUUCGUCCUACGCAAGAAAGACCGGCAAGUUACGUUUUUGCAUCUGUACCAUCACUCACUGACCCCCCUCGAGACGUGGAUAUGCGUCAAGUUUAUUGCUGGUGGCCACGGAACUCUCGGCAAUCUCAUCAACAACGCAGUCCACGUAGUCAUGUAUGUGUAUUACAUGCUCUCGGCAAUGGGGCCGGAGUACCAGAAAUAUAUAUGGUGGAAGAAACAUUUGACCACGGUACAAUUGGUCCAAUUUUUCCUCGUGUUCAUUCACAGCGCACAGGCUCUGAUAUUCCCUUGCGGUUAUCCUAAACUCAUCGCGUCUCUACUGAUGCUUCAUUCGAUAAUAUUCUUCCUCCUUUUCCUAGAUUUCUAUCAACGCUCGUAUCAAAGAUUACGCGAAAUACGAGCUAAGCAAAUCAAGGGCGAAUGAGCCACGAAGUAGGACUUUGAAAAAAAACGAAUUCCAAAAUUACAGACUUCAGAAGAAAACACGAGAAGAGCGCCUACUGGAAUCUCCGAGUAAAUCGGAGUGACUUCGAAACGAUGCCGGAGAAGGAGAAUUAAUGAACGAAGAGAAAACCUCGGAUUCUAGUAAUACGAGAAAUCGAAUCCCUGUCACGGGCAAAUGGUUUAUUCGUAUCUCUCUCGGAGGUAACUUGUAACCUCGAGAAGCAAUUUUAAUGAAAUCGAUUAAAAUUGCAUCGUCGAUUCGACCGCAUCCCAUUUUUAUUGAAAUCCCGAAACAAGGGAUCGACCUUUCGGUCGAAAACAAAUAUUGUACGCGUCUCCGAACGAAAAUUUUAAAGCCUCGAUCCUUUGCGCGAAUGAUCUCGGUGUCCCAUCGCCGAAGCGAUUCCUUCAAACCUUCUCGUCUUCUCAGUCGAACCGAACUGUCGACUCCUCGAAAUACGAGUAACAAUUCCUGUAGAAUAAUUUUAUUUGUAAAUAUAAGAAAAAGUGGUGUAACUUCAACACUCGCGGGCGAUCAUUCGAGUGGAGUGAAGCAUCGAUCCCGCGUUUCGACACGCGGAGUGAUCCUGAAUUUUCUACAUCAUCUUAUAAGAAUAGAUAUAACGUAAUCUUAUUUAUAAAUUAAAACGAAUAAAAAACGCUACGAACGUUCCCGAAAAACUCGCUUUUUCGAACGUUUCGACUUUUCACUUCGACCCGAGGAAUUCCCUGGAGUUUGACACUCAGCAGGAGUUACCACGUAUCUGUCUUGAGGGAAAAACUAUCGGAAAUCAUUUGAAAAUAAAAUACUACUAAAUUCUGA